This is a messenger RNA of Suillus fuscotomentosus, 1080 nucleotides long. Its product is annotated as XPA-binding protein 1. Gene Ontology annotation, molecular function: GTPase activity. NCBI's taxonomy places the organism in Eukaryota, Fungi, Basidiomycota, Agaricomycetes, Boletales, Suillaceae. Bases 1 to 1080 code for a protein of 359 amino acids. The record is from RefSeq and is a predicted model, not a curated record. The transcript is spliced from 9 exons.
AUGCCCCAAAGCAAGGCAGGCCACCUGAGUAAUCUUCAUGGACAUGCUGAAAUAAACACUAAGAGGACCAGGAACCGGACCGAACUGGACUUUUCCAUCACUAGGGCUGGCAAGUCCACCUUCGUGCAGCGCAUUACCUCCUACCUCCACUCGCAAAAUCCUCAACAACCGCCAUACAUCCUAAACCUUGACCCAGCGGUUACUCAUGUGCCAUUUGAGGCCAACAUUGAUAUCCGGGAUACUGUAAACUACAAAGAAGUCAUGAAACAGUAUAACCUAGGACCGAACGGUGGCAUUUUGACUGCCUUGAAUCUUUUUACGACGAAAUUUGACCAGGUUCUGGAGUUGAUCGAGAAACGGGCUGAGACAGUCGAUCACAUAAUUCUUGACACUCCGGGGCAAAUUGAGAGUUUUACUUGGUCAGCAUCUGGUGCUAUCAUCACGAAUGCCGUUGCUUCCUCAUUUCCCACUGUGGUGGCGUACAUCAUCGACACCCCACGGACGACAGCUCCAGUGACAUUCAUGUCUAACAUGCUGUAUGCCUGCAGUAUUAUGUACAAGACAAAAUUACCAUUCAUCCUGGCAUUUCAAGUCGCUCUUGCGUCCCAUUUAGGAUUGAGGGACUCUGAAGGUGGACCGACUUAUAUGAACAGUUUGAUGAAUAGCGUGAGUCUCGUUUUGGACGAAUUCUACAAACACCUCAAGGCUGUCGGCGUCUCAAGUACAACAGGUGCCGGUAUCAAGGAAUUUUUCGAUGCGGUGGAGGAGUCUCGUGAAACAUAUAGGACUGAAUAUCUCCCAGAACUUGAACGCGCCCGCGCGGCACGGGAAAACUCACUGCAGGAUAUAAAAGAGGACUCAAUAAAUCGCCUGAUGAAAGAUCUUGCCGUUGAUCAUGCAGCAAAUCCCAAGGCAGCCGCAGAAGACCGCUGGGCGUCAGACGAGGAAGAUGUCGAUGAUGACGACGAGCUGGAAGUCAACCUGAUCGAUCGGAGUGAAGAACCAUAUCCUGGCCAAUACAUCGACGUCACGCGUAUGCGAGGACACAGUGAGAACAUAAACUGGCCGAACCCGGGAUGA